Messenger RNA from Gymnogyps californianus (California condor), 1410 nucleotides. It is a transcript of the gene TFAP2B, whose product is annotated as transcription factor AP-2 beta. Gene Ontology annotation, cellular component: nucleus. The coding region runs from base 1 to 1410 and encodes 469 amino acids. Gene Ontology annotation, molecular function: DNA-binding transcription factor activity, RNA polymerase II-specific; RNA polymerase II transcription regulatory region sequence-specific DNA binding. Gene Ontology annotation, biological process: regulation of cell population proliferation; anatomical structure development; regulation of transcription by RNA polymerase II. The transcript has 8 exons. Lineage: Eukaryota; Metazoa; Chordata; Aves; Accipitriformes; Cathartidae. The record is from RefSeq and is a predicted model, not a curated record.
AUGCACUCACCUCCUAGAGAACAGCCUGCCAUCAUGCUCUGGAAACUGGUUGAAAAUGUCAAGUAUGAAGAUAUCUAUGAGAUGUUAGUCCACACCUAUUCCGCCAUGGACCGGCAUGAUGGAGUGCCCAGCCACAGUUCCAGGCUGUCCCAGCUGGGAUCCGUCUCCCAGGGACCCUACUCCAGCGCUCCUCCGCUCUCUCACACCCCAUCCUCGGAUUUCCAGCCGCCUUAUUUCCCACCCCCCUACCAGCCUCUUCCUUACCACCAAAGCCAGGACCCUUACUCCCAUGUCAAUGACCCCUACUCCCUAAACCCCUUGCAUCAACCCCAGCAGCACCCCUGGGGACAGAGGCAGAGGCAAGAGGUGGGAUCAGAAACCGGGUCACUGCUGCCACAGCCUCGGGCCGCCCUGCCCCAGCUCUCGGGACUGGACCCCAGGCGGGACUACCACUCAGUAAGGAGGCCAGAUGUCCUUCUGCAUUCAGCUCACCAUGGCCUUGACUCCGGCAUGGGGGACAGCCUUUCUCUUCAUGGCAUCGGACACCCAGGGAUGGAAGAGGUCCAGUCAGUUGAAGAUGCCAAUAACAGCGGUAUGAACUUAUUGGACCAGUCUGUCAUUAAAAAAGUUCCGGUUCCUCCAAAAUCUGUUACUUCUUUGAUGAUGAAUAAAGAUGGCUUCCUGGGUGGAAUUUCAGUCAAUACCGGAGAGGUGUUUUGCUCUGUACCUGGCCGCUUGUCUUUGCUUAGUUCAACUUCAAAGUAUAAAGUAACUGUGGGAGAAGUUCAAAGACGUCUUUCUCCUCCAGAGUGUCUGAAUGCAUCCCUCCUAGGAGGAGUACUUAGAAGAGCCAAAUCGAAAAACGGGGGGAGAUCUUUGCGAGAAAGGCUAGAAAAAAUCGGUUUGAAUUUACCAGCCGGCAGGCGUAAGGCCGCAAAUGUCACUUUACUCACCUCCCUGGUGGAAGGUGAGGCUGUUCAUUUAGCUCGGGAUUUUGGGUACAUCUGCGAAACGGAAUUCCCAGCCAAAGCUGUUUCUGAGUACCUGAACAGACAGCACACGGACCCCAGCGACCUCCACUCCAGGAAAAACAUGCUGCUUGCUACAAAGCAACUUUGUAAAGAAUUUACAGAUCUCUUGGCCCAGGACAGGACACCCAUUGGAAACAGCCGGCCCACCCCUAUUUUGGAACCGGGCAUUCAGAGCUGCUUGACUCACUUCAGCCUCAUCACUCACGGCUUUGGGGCCCCCGCUAUCUGCGCUGCCCUCACGGCCCUUCAAAACUACCUGACUGAAGCUCUCAAAGGCAUGGACAAGAUGUUCUUGAACAACAACACUGCUAACAGGCACACAUCUGGCGAAGGACCAGGUAGUAAAACUGGAGACAAGGAAGAGAAACACAGAAAAUGA